UUUGAUUAUUUUGACAUUGACAUUUGUCAUUUCCACGCCGUAUCUGAGUCCACGUUAGUUUUUAAAUGCAGAUUUUAAAAUAAGUGAUUUACGAAAUGCCUACGCCAGAUAAAAUUCUAUUACGGAAAAUAAAGAAACGUGAGAAAAAGAAGUUGAAACUAAUAGCUACGAAGAAACAAAGUGAAAAUGAGAAUACAACAGUUCCAGAUAGUGAAAAUGAUGACAAUAACACAAUGAAAAGGCCACAUGAAAAUGUUGAAGCAGAACAAACCAGUUUACCUAAGAAAAAGCAAAAAAAGAAAAAGAAAGAAAAAGCAACAGCCAGCGAAAUAAAAGAAGAGACUGCAUCUGAAGAAAAUGACUCAACAGAAGAAGACAGCAAAGAAAAUGUUGCAAAUAUGAAUGGUGAAGGAAAACCGGAUGAUAGUAGUCAAUUACCUGGAUCAAGUUUAUGCCUCGGUAUAUUGUCUGAUCAAAAAUUCACAUCACUGGAAGGCAAAGUGUGUGAACCUACUCUAAUGGGCAUCAAAGAUAUGGGAUUCACAACAAUGACUGAAAUACAGGCUAAGGCAAUACCACCACUUUUGGAAGGUCGAGAUUUAGUUGGUGCUGCAAGAACUGGCUCCGGAAAAACUCUCGCAUUUCUUAUACCCGCUAUUGAACUCAUUUAUAAGUUGCAAUUUAAACCAAGGAAUGGUACUGGUGUUAUUGUUCUGUCUCCAACAAGAGAAUUGUCAAUGCAAACAUUCGGAGUGUUGAUGGAAUUAAUGAAAUAUCACCAUCAUACUUAUGGCUUAGUUAUGGGUGGAGCGAAUAGGAGUACAGAAGCUCAGAAACUUUCUAAAGGUAUAAACAUACUUGUGGCAACACCAGGAAGAUUGUUGGAUCACUUACAGAACACACCAGAUUUCUUAUAUAAAAACUUGCAAUGUUUGAUCAUUGAUGAAGCUGACAGAAUAUUGGAAAUAGGUUUUGAAGAGGAAGUCAAACAGAUUAUAAGACUCUUACCAAAACGUCGCCAAACAAUGUUGUUCAGUGCGACACAAACAAAGAAGACAGAAUCACUAACAGCGUUAGCUGUCAAACACGAGCCUGUAUAUGUUGGUGUGGAUGAUCAUAGGGAACAAGCCACAGUUGAUUCAUUAGAACAAGGUUACAUUGUUGUACCUUCUGAGAGACGUAUGAUGGUUCUAUUCACAUUCUUAAAGAAGAAUAGAAAGAAGAAGGUGAUGGUGUUUUUGUCGACUUGUAUGUCAGUGAAAUAUCAUCACGAACUAUUCAACUAUAUCGAUCUUCCCGUCAUGUCCAUACAUGGUAAACAGCAGCAAACAAAACGAACAACAACAUUCUUCCAGUUCUGUAACGCCGAGAGUGGUAUCCUCCUCUGUACUGACGUGGCUGCCAGAGGUCUGGACAUUCCAGCAGUAGACUGGAUUGUUCAGUAUGAUCCCCCAGAUGAUCCUAAGGAAUACAUUCACCGCGUGGGACGGACUGCGCGCGGGCUGGGCACCAGCGGCCACGCGCUGCUGAUGCUGCGCCCCGAGGAGCUCGGCUUCCUCAGAUACCUCAAGCAGUCUAAAGUCACUCUCAAUGAAUUUGAGUUCUCGUGGAACAAAGUCGCUGAUAUACAACUGCAGUUGGAAAAAUUAAUAUCAAGAAAUUAUUUCCUAAAUCAAUCGGCUAAGGAAGCAUUUAAAAGCUACCUUAGAGCAUAUGAUUCUCAUCACCUGAAGACAAUAUUUGAUAUCGACACAAUAGAUUUGGCAAAGGUCGCUAAAUCAUUUGGAUUCACAGUACCUCCCGCUGUUGAACUAAAAGUUACUCCUAAAGGACCGAUGCAGAAGAAACGAGGAGGCGGUGGAUUCGGUUACUUCAAAACAUUAAAUAAAGAACAGAAGAGAACUACCAAGACUAAGAUAUACAGACAGAAAGGGAAUAAUAAGCGAGCGAUCAGCUGAGACUAUUUAUUUCAUUUAUUGUUUUUUUAUUUAAUGUGUCAAAUACAUGAUUUUAAUUAUAAA
Papilio polytes (common Mormon) is the source of this 2021-nucleotide messenger RNA. RefSeq names its product probable ATP-dependent RNA helicase pitchoune (gene pit). The transcript has 11 exons. Gene Ontology annotation, cellular component: nucleolus. The record is from RefSeq and is a predicted model, not a curated record. Bases 96 to 1958 code for a protein of 620 amino acids. Gene Ontology annotation, molecular function: nucleic acid binding; RNA helicase activity; ATP binding. NCBI's taxonomy places the organism in Eukaryota, Metazoa, Arthropoda, Insecta, Lepidoptera, Papilionidae. Gene Ontology annotation, biological process: maturation of LSU-rRNA from tricistronic rRNA transcript (SSU-rRNA, 5.8S rRNA, LSU-rRNA).